Clonostachys solani is the source of this 1212-nucleotide messenger RNA. The record is from the annotation of a GenBank genome assembly. Lineage: Eukaryota; Fungi; Ascomycota; Sordariomycetes; Hypocreales; Bionectriaceae.
AUGGCGACUGAUGUAGCGCCUCGGUUCCCUUUCCAGCGAGCGUCCGCCCUUGAACCUCCAGCAGAAUAUGCCCAUCUGAGGGCCCGCGAGCCUGUCUCCCGUGUUACACUCUUUGAUGGCAGUCAAGCAUGGCUUGCCGUAAAGUACGAGGACGUUUGUAAGAUUUCAACGGACACGAGGCUCUCUAAGGAACGAACGCGGCCUGGAUUUCCGGAGCUGAGCGCCGGUGGAAAAGCCGCUGCUAAAAACAAGCCAACCUUUGUAGAUAUGGACAGCCCUGCUCAUAUGGAUCAGAGAGGAAUGGUCGAGCCCUUUUUUGUCAAAGAGAAGAUUGAGGCUAUGAAGCCCUAUAUCCAGAGGACCAUUGACAGUCUGCUUGAUAGCAUGAUAGCUAAGGGAUGCGCCGAACCAGUCGACCUAGUCGAGAACUUUGCCCUGCCAGUUCCUUCAUACAUCAUUUACACCAUUCUGGGGGUCCCAUUCGCGGAUCUUGAGUACCUCACAGCGCAGAAUGCGAUUCGGAGCAACGGCAGCGCAACAGCACAAGAAGCUUCGCUAGCGAACCAGGAACUUCUAGAUUACCUCGCAAAACUAGUCGACCAGCGCUUGGAAGAACCACAAAACGACCUGAUCAGCAAGCUUGUGAUUGAGCAGCUUCGUAACGGCUACAUUGAGAAGUCCGAUGCGGUGCAAAUUGCGUUCCUGCUCUUGGUUGCAGGAAAUGCAACUAUGGUGAACAUGAUCAAUCUGGGCGUCGUAGUGUUGAUGCAACACCCGGAACAUUACGAAGCGCUGAAGGCAGAUCCGUCAUUAAUUUCCGGAUUCGUCCAAGAGCUCUGCCGCUAUCAUACCGGCUCAUCGCUUGCGAUGAAGAGAGUCGCUAAGGUUGACAUUGAACUUGGAGGAAAGACGAUCCGAGCGGGAGAGGGGAUCAUUGCAGCGAAUGCAUCAGCCAACAGGGACGAAGAUAUUUUCCCUAACCCAGAUGAAUUUGAUAUGCGUCGUGAUUUCGCAGGCCAUGAUGCGUUGGGUUUCGGCUUCGGUCCGCACCGCUGCAUUGCUGAACAUUUGGCUAUUGCCGAGCUUGAGCUUGUCUUUGCUACGUUAUUUCGAAGACUACCAAACCUCAAAGUUUCAAUCCCAACUGAAGAGCUUGAAUGCAGCCCUCGGCAUAAGGAUGUAGGCAUCUUGAAACUGCCGGUGUUGUGGUAA